Molecule: messenger RNA, 3162 nt
Organism: Folsomia candida
Lineage: Eukaryota; Metazoa; Arthropoda; Collembola; Entomobryomorpha; Isotomidae
Exons: 2
Coding region: 385-2679 (764 amino acids)
Source: RefSeq, a predicted model, not a curated record
AGGAACACUUUAUCUAGUCUAAUCUCUUCCACUCUUUCGUGUAAAAAGCCUUUUUUCUAUAAAAUAUUUUCUCAAAUCCCUGAACUGGGAAUAGCGAUAUUUCCGAUAACAAAUAAUAACUAAAAGUCUGCAAAAUUUCAUCUUACAUACAAAUCCAGUCAAGCUAAUAUUAACUAUGUAUAAUUUAAUCAUUUUAUUUAAAUGGUGAAUUUAAUUUGGCAAGGUGAAGGACAAGUACAUAUGUAUUGAUCUUUAUUUCGGCUAAAAAAUCAUAAUUUUUAGUUAGUAAAGUGUCCAGUGUAAAAGUUCUAUCAAAAAAUUUAAUACAAGCUUACAAUAUCCUGAAAAUAUUCAAUACUCACCAUCCUCUUAACUGAUACAAAAAUGGAUUUUUAUCUCUAUGGACUGGACACGUUCCUUACAACUUUUGUCGAAGAAGAAGAAGGUGGCCUAGUUCUAAUCAGUCAAAUUAAGACAGCGUUGUCCAAUCCGGACAAAUUUUACGACGCAUUUUCCCCAGAAGAUGGAAUCGGUUCGUUAAAAUCUGGACUGCAUUAUUUAAUAAAAUUUGUGCAGACACGGGCCGACACAUUUGUCAUGUUUCGCAUGACUAAUUAUCUCCUCCUAAUUACAACUAAAAUCGGGGCGGAUGUGGAAUCUGAAACGCAAAAACUUUCCUUGGAUUGGAAAGAAAAAGUGGGACAAUUCGGGCACGAUGAUAGGAUAAAUAUUGCGUCAAAAUCCAUUCAAGUGGAGGAAGAAAUUAGGGAAGAUUUAAUUCUGGAUUUAUUAAAGAGUGCGAAAUUCCCGGAGGAAACGGCAUCCUGGACAAUUGCUUUGCCAUUUUUGCAACGAAUAAAGUCCAUCCCAUCCGACCCAAAAUUUCUUAGUGAGACCAGCGCAGUUUUAUUGGAGAAAGAGAAAACCUGGAAAGAAUAUGGUGAAGAGGAGAAAACUGUGUUGCUAAAAAUAUUUAGAUAUACGUUGGUUUCCCAAAAUAAUGUGGAUUCCGUGACAAAGUUUUUACUUCAGGUUCUACAAAAUGAAGAGAAAGCUGAGCCGAUAGAGAAACAUGAGAUUGUUCUACUCAUCUCGAAAACCUUGGAGCUUAAAAUUUUCACCGUGAAGACGCCCUUACCCGUCGAAUGUAUCCAAUUCAUGUCCAAUCUUCAACAAGUGGAUUCUUCAACAUCCGUGUUAUCCCAGUUACCAAUUUACCAAUAUUGUCUCGACAUCCUGAAUAAUUCUACGGAUCCAAUCUACAUCGCGUCCACCUCAUCAUUAUUUUUGCAUCCACCUGAAUCAAACCCUGAUGCUGACCAAACCUCCAUAAUUUUCUCAAUAUUUAUAAAAUCUCAGUUUCCUUAUGACAAUUCGGUAUAUGCAAAUCUUCUAAAAGUCUUAGACAUAAAAGGGACGGAUGGAAAGUUAGCAAUUACCAAGGAAAUCUUAUCCUCUCUUAUUACCAUUAUUGAAAAAGACCUAGACACCCCUUCCGACAAAAGAGCCCUUUCCUCUGAACAGACCAAUAACUGCCUAAAAGUUCUAACCACUUGUGGUAAAAAUUCCGCAAAUUUUAGUCAAAAUCCUCCCGAGCUUGUCGCGCUGGUGGGAGAUUUUUGCAUAAAUUUCUUCAACAAAAGUACCAACAAUGGAAAAUCUCUACCAGAGAAAGAUUUCAGUACAGACUUCAUGUUAAUGUUGAAAAACUAUGUAUUAAUUGGGUAUCCAUUAAGUGUUGACACUUUUAAAGGUCUUUACAACCUGCUCACUUUUCCUGACUUCCCUCGGUCUGAGGAAGAAGGGGAGGGCUUAAUUCAGUUUCUUAGCGCUGCCUUAGAUAAAUUUAAAUUUCCUAAGGACACUGUUGAUUGGGAUGUGGCCAUUACAAGUGACGCCAUUGACUCAAAAGGAAUCUUUUUAUCCAGUAUUGGUCGCAAUAUCGAUUUGGACAUACAAGUCGGGGCGUCACUCUUGUUAUCAGUGGCCUCCGAUAACUUAAAUGUUGUCAUGGCGGUUACAGGUUUGCAAGGCGCGUGGCUAAUCACAGGAGUAAUAGGUCGAGAAAUUCUGUCCAAGUAUAAUCAAAAUAUCCUUGACAAAAAAGCUAAAACGAUUGGAGACCAGAGAAAAAAUGUAAUUAUGUCGCUUUUAUUUAAAAAAGAGUAUUUUCCUUUCUCUGGGGAAUUGCUGCUGUACAUUUUCUAUUCCAAGGAGGAAUUAAAUGGUAAAGAUUUGACCUACAUCACCAUGUAUUUCAGAGAUAUUAAAGGUAUCGCACUUUUUGAUACGAUAAAGGAAAUAUUUACAAGGAUUAAGGAUAAGGGGGAGGCUUAUGUGAGUGGAUACGCGGAUUUAUUUGAUCUUCAUGCCACACUGAUUGAUCGGUUUAAGGAUACAAUUAAGGACAACGAGAGUACUUGGGCGGGUUGGUGGUCGGAAUAUGUGUUGAAUGGGUUGGAAAUUAGUGGGGACGAUAAAGUGGAUGAAAGUAGGGUGGAACUUGCAAUCAAAUUAUUGUUCAUUAUUCCUUACAAAGGAGAAAGUAAGACGGAGCUAAAUAUUGACAAGUGGGAUCAUAUUAAGGAACUAUUGGAUAAAUUUUUAAAUUCUGGUGACAUAAGGGACGAUAUUAAAGGAGAUAUUAGGAAGGUAUAUGACAGAAUUGGUGUGAAGUAAAUAUUCAUAUAUUUGGGAAUUUGCAUUAUUGCUGUUAAUUCUCUGGAUAUAUGUGUAGCCAUUGAGAAUCAGCAUUUUUACUUUGUUGAAUUAAUUAAUUUUAUGUAUGUGAGGCAACACUUAAAUUUAAGGGUUAAUUUUAUCGAACCUGUACACAAUCCACUGUCCACAAUGACACAAGAGCGUCCAUAUGAACAUUUGUCGUAUUGGUAUGUUGUCGCGCAGGAAACACCGCGCGUUGAAAAUUCUUGCCAGGGUUUCUAGCAGUCAUACACACCCUGUAACUUACCGGCAUGCAUGCACCUUGCGUAAUACAUAUAUAUAUACAUUUUAUUUAUUUAUUUAUUUAUUUAUUCACAUCAAGCUUGAUUUAAAACAAAAUCUUGUUACGCUUGACGGUAACAUAACUAGUAAUAAAAUUAGAACAAUGUUUGUCAUAUUCGUAUGUACAUACUUAUAAAAAAUGUAGUAAUUGUAAUUUAU